UGUACAGAUUCACCAAUCUCUCUCUCUACAAAGCUCUGUAUUUUGGGCAAACACUUUAAAGCCCGAAGUUUUCUCUCUUUUCUCUGUCACACAAACACACAAACAUAUUAAUGGCACCGGCUUCUUUCCAUCACACCUCAAACGCAGUAUGCGUUAUGGACGCCUCCGGCCGCCUAGGCUCCACCAUGGUCCUCCGCCUCCUCCAAAGAGGCUAUACCGUCCACGCCGCUGUUCAACACCAUGAUGAAUUGCAAUUUAGUGGGCUUUCUUGUGAUCAUAGCAAGAAGCUAAAGAUUUUCCGUUCAGAUCCCUUCGACUAUCAGAGCAUAAUCCAUGCUUUGAAAGGCUGCUCUGGCUUGUUUUACACCUUUGAACCACCACAAGACCAACCCACCUAUGAUGAAUUUAUGUUGGAAGUGGAGGUAAGGGCUGCACACAACGUUCUAGAAGCUUGUGCACAAACGGAGACAAUUGACAAGGUGGUUUUCACGUCUUCGGUCACCGCCGUUGUUUGGAGAGACGAUCGGAAGUCGAUAGAAUCGGACUUGGAUGAGAGACAUUGGAGUGACGUUAACUUUUGUCGUAAAUUUAAGUUAUGGUAUGCUCUAUCAAAGACACUGGCGGAAAAGACAGCAUGGGCCUUGACAAUGGACAGGGAAGUCAACAUGGUCUCCAUCAAUGCAGGCCUGCUGAUGGGUCCCGAUGUGUCGAUCAGUAACCCGUAUCUCAAAGGAGCGGCUGAGAUGUACGAAGAUGGGGUGUUCGUGACCGUCGAUCUUAAAUUUUUGGUGGACGCCCACAUCUGUGUCUUUGAAGACGUCUCAUCCUACGGACGUUAUUUGUGCUUCAACCAUGUCGUUAAUCGGCAUGAAGAUGCUCUCAUGCUAGCACAAAUGUUGACUCCUUCUGCCCCGAUAUCACCUCAAAGCUUUGAGCAGGAUAUGAGGAUCAUCCAACAGAGGAUAAGCAACAAGAAAUUGAACCAAUUGAUGGUGGAUUUUGAGUGUGAAUCCCAGGUGGCGGAUGCACCACCAGCGUGAGAUGAUGGUGAUUAAGGCAUACCCUUCAUAAGCUGUCUUUCUCACCCAAAUUGAAACAAACAUUUGAUACAAUUGCCCUUUCUUUUUUCUUUUAUAAAUUUGGAUUAUGAUUCCUCUAUUUAGUUAUUCUAAGAUCACUUACAGUAGCUUAUUUAUUUUAGAAUUAUAUGUAAAAUGGCUAUUCAAAAGCCUAAAAAAUGUAUUCAUCAAAUUCUCUAAAUAGAAUACAUUUUGUAUUUGAGUUACGAUGCUUCUUCAAAUGUGAGGAAGUAUUUGGUAAUACAUAAUUAUUUUAUACUUUUCUC
This is a messenger RNA of Corylus avellana, 1345 nucleotides long. Its product is annotated as cinnamoyl-CoA reductase-like SNL6. Gene Ontology annotation, molecular function: oxidoreductase activity, acting on the CH-OH group of donors, NAD or NADP as acceptor. NCBI's taxonomy places the organism in Eukaryota, Viridiplantae, Streptophyta, Magnoliopsida, Fagales, Betulaceae. The record is from RefSeq and is a predicted model, not a curated record. Gene Ontology annotation, biological process: steroid biosynthetic process.